AUGUUUAAACUCCUGACUUGGACUUGGAGGGGAUUCCAGACUAUAACCCCCCUCUCCAGGAGGAUCACCAGAAGUGCAGCCAGUAGCACCCUCAAAUUUGCCAACAAAGUCGCCGUACUAACAGGGUCUACAAACGGGAUUGGUCUGGCCUGUGCCCGGCGUCUGGCCCAGGAAGGAGCCCACGUGGUAAUUUGCAGUCGAAAGAAGGAUAAUGUGGACAAGGCUGUGGCCAUGCUGCAGGGGGAAGGGCUGAGUGUGACUGGCACCGUGUGCCACGUGGGGAAAGCCGAGGACCGAGAACGGCUAGUGACUACGGCCCUGGAACACAACAAGGGUGUGAACUUCCUGGUGUGUGUGGCAGGUGUGAACCCUUUGGUUAGAAGUACUAUGGGGACCAGUGAGCAGAUCUGGGACAAGAUCCUGGAAGUGAAUGUGAAGGCCCCGGCCCUGCUUCUGAAACAGCUGCUGCCUCACAUGGAGAACAGAGGGCAAAGCUCAGUGAUCCUGGUCUCCUCAGUUGUAGCUUAUAACCCAACUGUUGAAUUAGGAGUCUACAAUAUCAGUAAAACUGCCAUAUUAGGACUCACCAAAACUCUGGCCAAGGAACUGGCUCCAAAGAACAUCCGUGUGAACUGCAUAGCACCGGGACUCAUCCAGACAGACUUUAUUAAAAAAAUUUCUGAAGAACCAGCCGCAUGGAACAUAAUUAAAGAAAGAGAAGCAAUUCAGAGAGAGGGGGUACCUGAGGACUGCUCAGGAUUGGUGUCCUUCCUGUGCUCCCCUGAUGCUGCCUAUAUCUCAGGCGAGACCAUCGCUGUGGCUGGCUUCUCCCCACACCUCUGA
Molecule: messenger RNA, 843 nt
Organism: Suncus etruscus (white-toothed pygmy shrew)
Lineage: Eukaryota; Metazoa; Chordata; Mammalia; Eulipotyphla; Soricidae
Product: dehydrogenase/reductase SDR family member 2, mitochondrial-like
Exons: 8
Coding region: 1-843 (280 amino acids)
Molecular function (GO): carbonyl reductase (NADPH) activity
Source: RefSeq, a predicted model, not a curated record